Molecule: messenger RNA, 960 nt
Organism: Babjeviella inositovora NRRL Y-12698
Lineage: Eukaryota; Fungi; Ascomycota; Pichiomycetes; Serinales
Product: U2-type spliceosomal complex subunit
Exons: 1
Coding region: 26-751 (241 amino acids)
Biological process (GO): mRNA cis splicing, via spliceosome
Cellular component (GO): catalytic step 2 spliceosome
Molecular function (GO): RNA binding
Source: RefSeq, a predicted model, not a curated record
CUCAUAUACUCUAUUAAAUACCACAAUGACAACAGCACACCGCCCAACUCUUGAGUCCAAGAGGGGCAAGGAUAUCACAAUCGCAAACACGAUUCAACACGGCCGCAGCCAGCCCGCACACAAACAGUUGAAGCUCCGGCAGUCGUACCUCCGAAACAAGGGCACACGGGUGGAUGCGGAGGCGGCUCGCACCAAGGUUGAGCAGCUCAAAUGGGAGCUUGUGAAUCAGGAAAAGAGCCACUACUUGAAAGAGGGGCGGGUCUGGCAGGAGGACCGGUUUGCGCAGAAGACGCAGUUGGCUCUCACGGGGAGCGAGGAAAACUACGAGGCCAAGCGGAGAAAGGUCGAGGAAGAGUUUAAGGCGGCAGAUGGUUAUCAGGAUUCCCCCAAAGUGUUUGAAUAUGAGAGUAGCACGGAAAGUGAGGAUGAAGAUGAGGAUGAGGAGAGCGGGGAUGAGGAGAGCGGGGAUGAGGAUGAAGACGACACACUUGCGCUUUUGAGGGAGCUUGAAAAGAUCAAAGCAGAGAAGCUCCAGGCGAAAAUGCUGGCAGAGCAAGAAGAGCAGCGUGUGAAGGCACUUACCUCCAACCCGUUGCUUGUGGCGGAGGAGGCCAAGCCUAAGUCGUCCUGGCGCCUGAACACGGUGUUUAACGCUAAGCAGAGCGCAAAGACCGAUGGACACGACAAGUACGUGAACGACAUGUUGCGGUCCGACUUUCACCGUAAAUUCAUGGACCGGUACACAAAGUAGAUUGGUAUGGAAUUAGAAGUAUUUAUGGACUAUUUUUUUUUUGCAAAGAAAAUCAAAAAGCGAGGCAAGCUGAAUCGACAGAGUGAAUUUUCAAGAUUGGCUCUUCUAAAAAGGUCAAGCGUGGGUAUUGCUUGUGAUUUAUAUAUUAACAAACGGUAUAUAUAGGUAGAAAUAUACAUCAGCUUUGGUUGCGACACUUUUACUCGCGC